Triplophysa rosa is the source of this 4101-nucleotide messenger RNA. RefSeq names its product VOPP1 WW domain binding protein b (gene vopp1b). Gene Ontology annotation, cellular component: cytoplasmic vesicle membrane. Bases 276 to 806 code for a protein of 176 amino acids. The record is from RefSeq and is a predicted model, not a curated record. NCBI's taxonomy places the organism in Eukaryota, Metazoa, Chordata, Actinopteri, Cypriniformes, Nemacheilidae. The transcript has 5 exons.
UUGAUAUUGUGUCACUGGUGGAAAUCUGUUUCAUUGUUGCUUGGGGAUUUCGUAACGCAGACAUACAGGAGAGAGAAGGGGAGAGCAGAGCGGAGAAGCCCACAGAUGAGAUGCUGGCGCUCUUCGUACAUCUCCGCACUGAGAGACACUCGACGCUCGCUAUCCACACAGCAACAGCAUUUCUGCUGUGAAAAUAUAGGAUUAAAUGCUAUGAAACCGCCGUCCUGACACUAUUCACCAACACUUUGUGCCUCGGUGCCAAACUGCAGGGGAGGAUGGAGAGGCAUUACGCGGGUGCGCUGCUGACGCUGUGCGUGAUUUUAGAGUGCAUAGAAGCAAAGAAGUAUUGCUGGUAUUUCGAAGGAGGAUAUCCGAUCUAUUUCAUAUGUCGCUCGUAUGAGGACUGCUGUGGGACACGCUGCUGUGUUCGAGCUCUUUCCAUCCAGAGGCUCUGGUAUUUCUGGUUGUUACUGAUGAUGGGCGUGCUCUUCUGCUGCGGUGCGGGGUUUUUCAUUCGUAGAAGAAUGUAUCCAUCUCCGCUCAGUGAGGACCCCACAUUUAACGUGUCUUUCACCAGACAUCCUGUUAGCACGCCAGUCUCCCAGCAACCAGGUAUGCAAGGCUACAUUGACCCCUGCGGUGCCAUGACAACAGCCUUCGGCCCUGCCCAUCCAGGUCAGCCCACCCCAGCGCACAUGAUGAGCUCCUACCCGCCUCCCCCCUCCUACUGCAGUCACCCGCCUCCCUCUUAUGAACAGGUCCUUAGGUCUGCAGAGAAGAAGAACCACAAUGAAUCGUCGCAAUGAACCUCACAAACCAUAUGUGACGUGAACUAGAAAGCACCACGCGGAAAAAAUGGCUCGGAAAGACUCCGGUACCUUUAAAUGGGUCCCCAAAAAAUGAUUUUCCUUUGAAAUUGCUUUUUCAGGACGACUGUUUUUUUGCUCGCUUCCGUUUGUUAGAGGGGCUACAAAGUCCUGGCUAGAGGAAAUUUGUACGAUGAAAGAAGAAAUGGACUUCUGGCUGACAGAGGUUGAAACAACCUGUCAGGAGUGGAGAAGUUCGGCCGGAGCCUUUGACUCUUUUUCUUUGAAACUGUGUGUAUUCUCAUCCCCAGCGUGUGUGAAAGAUGUCGUUUCGCCUAAAGCGGACCUCGGUUGGUAGUCACAAUGUUUCACACGCUGAGAGACCAGAUGUAAGCAAUCCGUUGUCCUUCGGGAGAACAGGUGUUUCUGAAAAAGCACAUAAGGUGCCAUGGAAAAUAAGCAGCGGAUUAAUUCGACAUCAGUUCAGCGGCCCUGCAAUGUCAUGAACUUUUAAAACAGGGACUUGCAUACCGAAUUAGUCUUGCAUUUUAUCCCAUUGUCACCAGUGAACAUCACAUGGUCGUGAUGUCAAUGACCAGUAGCCUAUAUUCACAUUACCAAAUCUCUGGAAAGAAAAGUGGAUAUUGCUUUGUAAAAAUCAACAGUAAAUGGUUUAAUUUUAAGUUUAAAAUUGUAAAGGACUAAUUUGUUUCUUAUGAGAUCCCAGAGAAACUCGAAAUAGAUGAUGAGCUCAUAAAGAGGGAGUCUGUUGAAGCUUUUAUUAACAGUUCACAAUAGGAGACUGAUAAAUUACUUCACAUCUUUGCUGUUCAUUUCAUCUAUAAUGCCUGUUUCACAGACAGGCAGCCAAACCGUAGAGAAUGAUUUUGGGUUAAACGUUUCGUUUCGUCAAGCACACUCUCUCUGUGAGUUUCUUGUGAAUUGCUUGAAUAUGUUUGUACAAAUGAAUUAUUGGAAUACAAGUUCCUUUGAAUAAUGUGCAGUCGAACGAUAAGGACUCACCCCGAUGAGGAAUAUAUUCGUUAUUUGGAGGGAGUGAUGCAUUUAGUUCAAUAACUGUUUAAAACGGCUCCGGGCAGAUUCACCCUAAUGAGAUCUAGCCCUCUUUCAGUAUCAUUUAAGGGAGUAAAUGUGCAUGCAAAUAGUUGCAUUUAGGCAUCACUGGGUUGUUGAGUUAGUAUAAAUGCACAUACUUAAAUUAUUUAAAAUUACAAUAAAAUUGUAAAUCAGUCAGAUCUGCAAAGCAGUCCUUUACAGAAAAACUGCAUGAAUUUCAUGUGCAAAAACAUGCGGUCACGUACGUUGUUUUUGGAACAUUUUGUGUGAAUCUCUAAAGUUAUGCAUUUGUGGACGCAUGACACCACAUGUGAGAAACGUUAAGUUAAAGGAAUAGUUCACCCAAAAAUGAACAUUCUGUCACUCGCUCUAGUUGUUCAAAACCUGUAUACAUUUCUUUGUUUGGUUGAACACAUAGAUAUUUGGAAGAAUGUUAGCAACUGACAUGUCUGGGGCACCAUUGACUACCAUAGGAAUUAUUGAUAUAUGGUAUGAUAUAUGAAUAUAUGGUAGUCAGAGGUGCCCCAGAACUGAUUGCUUUCCUAAAUUCCUCAAAAUUAAAAAAAAACUAUGGUAGUCCAGAAAUGCUCCAGAAAUCUCAGUUGCUAACAUUCUUCCAAAUAUCUUUCUCCGUGUUCAACCAACCCAAAGACAUUUAUACAGGCUUGGAACAACUUGAGAUCAAGUAAAUCAUGACAGAAUAUUCAUUUUUGGGUUACUAUCCCUUUAAUGUGCAUUUUUUUCCGGUGAGGGUUUAAAUGAGCAAAAAUGUUCACUCAAAUUGCAAUGUAAGCCUGUUGUCUUUAUUUAAAUCUAUUUCAGAUGAAUUCAACAUAACGCUGACUGCUGUAUUCUGUAUUCGUAAAGCUGAUUAAAGCGAUUCAUUUUAACCCUACAAUGUAAAGAAACGGUAAUUUGACUGUUUAAACAUAAUUAAAUUUUAAAUCACAGAAAUAGACGUGAGAAAUGAUAGCAAACAAUAGAAAUGAUAGCUAAUUUACAUAUUGGGUAUGAAAUAACAUGAAAAAUGUACAUUUUAAUUAAACAUAAAUUUUAUUUUAUUUAGGUUCUGUUACCCUAGGUGCUGGAAUAUAAUUAUAUUUUUUACAGCGUACACAACAUUCACAAAAUGCUUGGGACAAAAGACUUGUUUGAGGAUUACAUAAGCUAUAAAUCAGUCAUGAAAUGUCAUGAAAGAAAGAAUUAUUCACUAAUUUAAUCAAGAAUCCUUUUGAAAGACCUACUAAACAUUAGGCAACCAUUAUCUGCAAGUCCUGCUAUAUUGUUUUGGAGAAAAACGGUGAAAGAGUUCUGAAAGUGUUGCUUUUUGUACUGUAGUUGUGGUUACAUUGUUAAUGGUUAAAACUGUAUCAUCUGCUUGAAGUUUAACUAUGCAAAGAACAGAGGCGGUGUCCGUUUGCUAUAUGUUAGAAACUGUUCGAAUAGAUUAGUACUUUGUUUCAAUAUCAUGUAAUAAUUUGAUCUGGCAUGGGUGGAGAGAUGGUUGAAAUAACAGUGUAGGUUUUAACACAAGACGCAGUGAAGGACAGCUGUGACAUUUUAUUGUGUCAAACAUCUUCUGCCUCUGUUGGAGUGACAAAUUGAUAAAUAUGCAGCACUAGAAAAAUCUGUGAGCUGCUACGGUGACAGAAAUGUGGGUAGAUAUGACAGUACUUAAUGCACUGUUACCUACGCUGUCAUCGACAUAUCAGCAGCCAUGCCAUAGUGAAACCUUUUCAUGUCAGAAGUUAAUAAGUUGUUCAUGAACUAUAAUAAUAAAGUACCCUUUUUUGCUUUACCUGAUGUAUGAUUUACUGUGUGAUAUCAUUGGGCUUGUAUGGGAAUUUGACCAUUUUAGAUUAAUGUUAUCAUGGGGCUUGACGGUGUUCACUUACAUGGAAAUAAUAACCACCAGAAUGAGUGGCACAUUAAUUUAACUACAUGCAUAACCAUUGGCCGGACCAAGUCAAAACCGAAAUCAUUGCUAGUUACAAAAUUCUUUAAUCGCUCCAUUACAAUAUAUGUGGGCCACACCCCAAAUGUUUAAUUGGCUGCCAAAUGAUUCAACAAAUGAAAGUUCCCGUUUUUUUUAUUUUGUUCAUGUGUGACUCUGAUCAUAAUUCCUGUAGGUUUGUGCAUAUUUUGACUGAUGGAUUAUGUAAAUUCAGGGAAAAGGUUUUGCAUUUACCAGCUAUUCUUCAUACAGCUAUUCUUCAUU